This is a messenger RNA of Ceratosolen solmsi marchali, 2859 nucleotides long. RefSeq names its product serine proteinase stubble. The record is from RefSeq and is a predicted model, not a curated record. Gene Ontology annotation, molecular function: serine-type endopeptidase activity. Lineage: Eukaryota; Metazoa; Arthropoda; Insecta; Hymenoptera; Agaonidae. The transcript has 14 exons. Gene Ontology annotation, biological process: proteolysis. Bases 309 to 2789 code for a protein of 826 amino acids.
UGAUUUUGAUCGUCUCCGUGAAGAUCGUAAGCUCUGUAAAAGCUAAUUUUCCGGUGCUCGGCACAUCGUUACCUGAUAAUCGAGGGACGACAAAGGCUGAGUAGCUCAAUUUUUCUCAUAAGUAUGCAAAUCUGGCAAGAUUAGGAGCAGUCGGGCGAUCCUCGCGAGGAUGAGCGGCAGCACGGCGGAACCAAGUCGCGCCGAUCAUCGGUGAGAGUCGGUACCUAGACGACAACCCCCGGGGAUUAUACGCGCAUCCGACGAUCUGAUCUUCCGACCUCCAACGACAUCAACGAUCAGGGCUCAGGAUGCGGUGGAUCGGUUACGUGGCUGCGAUACUCUGGUGGUCGGGUAUCGCCAGGUCUCUCAGCUCCAUGAAUCGAGGCUACAAGAUAAGUCCGAAGCCGUGUCGAGUGCCGGGCCAGCCGAACGUCGAGGGCACGUGCAUGUUCGUGUGGGAGUGCAUAAAGUCCGAGGGCACGCAUGUGGGUGUGUGCGUGGACACGUUCAUGUUCGGCAGCUGUUGUAUCCACAACGCGACGUCGAACAGCGUCGGUAGUGGAGCGACGACGCACCCGGGCGGACCCGCGACGACGACGACGACAAAGACGACGACCAAGACGACGACUGCGAGGACGGGAACGUCGGCGGCCGGGUCCGCCCCCACUAGUCACGUGACGGCUUUGCAAGUCGUCUCUCAAGUUCAUCAUACGGCAUUGGGGACGACGAGGCAACCGACAAAGCCAUUAUCCCCUUCAGCUGCGUCGCGUCCACUUUUACAAAAGAGGCCCCACUUGAAACCAAAUAGUGGGAUGAAUCAGGAUUACCACAAGCAGCACAACGGCAAUAGCAGCAGCUCGCAAAUUACGCGGAAACCCCAAAGCGGAAUCGGUUCCACCUAUGAGAAGCGACCCGAGGAGGACCGACACCAUGGCAGCAAUAGCCACCACCACCAUCACCAUCAUCACGCUCACAAUCAUCAUCAUCAGCAGCAGCACUACGAUCACGGCUUCAAGGACAAAGUGUCAAGCUCGCACAACACACUGCUAGUGAGACUGCCAAGUAAGAAUAGUGUCAAUCAACAACAGCAGACCUCGUCGAGCAAAAACCAAGUGCAGCGCCCGAAUUACAGGCCGGGGCACAGACCGAAGCCCUUUCCGGAAUCUCGACCGGAGGAAGACAGCAAAACCGACGAGCAGGAGCAAGAUCUCCAUGUGCAGGAGAGCGUUCAUCGACCAAGCAUCAACUCGGUUGACGACCACGAUGUUACGGACAAGCUGAAGCAUCCCGGGCUGAACAUAAUACACACGGUGAGGCCCCAGUGGGCGACGAAACCGGCCACCUUCAUUGGCCGGCCCACGGCUUCCGAGUACCCCAAGCCGUACUUCUCGGUGAAGACGACGCAGACGAGCUCGAGCACGACGACGAAGCGCCCGCACUCCUCGAGGCCCGGUCUAGCCAAACCCACGACGUCGGCUGCUUCCGUUUCCUACUACAGUGGCCAUUCAAACAGCGCAGCCGGAUCCGCGCCCCAGAUGGCGCUCUGGCAGGUAACGACGGAGCCGGCCUUCAUCACCCGGCAGAAGCCCGUCGCUGCCUCCUCCUCAUCCUCCUCGUCACUGAAGCCCGAGGGUAGCCACGCCGCCACCUGGCCCGCCAAGCCCCAACAUCACAAGCCCCAGUGGUCGGACCCGCAGAGGCCGAGCUUCAAGCCUACAGAGCCCCAGGAGAACAACGUCUACCAGAAGCCGCACUCGGCGCACUACAUUACGACCUCGUAUCUGGAAACGCCGACGAAGGCUCGUCCAACGAAGAAGCCGACAACCUCGGCAACUACUACCUCGACCUCGGCGACAACGACAACGACGACAACGACGACGACGACGACAAGGACGACAAGGACGACGACGUCCACGACAGAGGCUACCUCGUCCUCAUCGGCGUCCUCGACGACAUCAGCGAGGACGGGCUCGAUACUAACCGUACCCGCGGCCCUCGAAAGCAGCAACAUGUCAUGCGGAGUGCCGCCCCUUUUCCCCAGGCCGGAGACGCGAAUCGUCGGGGGCAAGGAAGCGCCCUUUGGCAAAUGGCCCUGGCAAGUCUCCGUAAGGCGUACCUCCUUCUUCGGCUUCUCCAGUACGCAUAGGUGCGGCGGUGCCGUGCUCAACGAGAAUUGGAUCGCCACGGCUGGCCACUGCGUCGACGACCUUCUAACAUCGCAGAUCCGCAUCCGCGUGGGCGAAUACGACUUCUCGUCGGUGCAGGAGCGACUGCCGUACGUGGAGCGCGGUAUCACGAAGAAGGUCGUCCACCCCAAGUAUAAUUUCUUCACGUUCGAGUACGAUUUGGCCCUGGUGCGGCUGGAGACGCCGCUGAACUUCGCCCUCCACAUAUCGCCGAUUUGUCUCCCGGCGAGCGACGAGCUCCUCAUCGGCGAGAACGGCACCGUCACCGGCUGGGGCCGACUCAGCGAGGGUGGCACCUUACCCUCGAUUCUACAGGAGGUUUCCGUACCAAUCGUGAGUAAUGAUAGGUGCAAGUCAAUGUUCCUCAGAGCCGGCAGGCAUGAAUUCAUUCCCGAGAUAUUCUUGUGCGCCGGCUAUGAAAGUGGUGGUCAAGAUUCUUGUCAGGGCGACUCCGGAGGACCGCUCCAGGUUCGCGGCAAGGAUGGCCGUUACUUCCUAGCGGGCAUCAUCUCUUGGGGCAUCGGCUGCGCCGAGGCUAAUUUACCGGGAGUCUGCACGCGAAUUUCCAAGUUCGUGCCCUGGAUCCUGAAGAACGUCACAUGAGCUCGAAGCCCGCGACGCGGCAGGAGGAGCCGACCUUGAUACCGAGGAUCAACAGCAGAUAAUCGUCCGA